Molecule: messenger RNA, 2970 nt
Organism: Haliotis rufescens (red abalone)
Lineage: Eukaryota; Metazoa; Mollusca; Gastropoda; Lepetellida; Haliotidae
Product: DNA fragmentation factor subunit alpha-like
Exons: 5
Coding region: 222-812 (196 amino acids)
Biological process (GO): regulation of apoptotic process; apoptotic process
Source: RefSeq, a predicted model, not a curated record
UAUGAUCAUUUUGGCGUUAAUUUAAAAUUAACGUCCAAUGAUUUUACUGAUAAGAUAAACCAGUUUCGUAGCAUAUCAAUUCAAAAUAAAGUCUUAUCUACAUGAGGAUUUUAGCGAUAUAAAGCUAGUUGUUGCACAUAUAUCAUAAAUCAAGUCAAAGGCGGACAAACUUGAAAACAUUUCCUUAUGAGAUUUAGCGAAUAGCGGUCAACGUCAACAGAAUGUCAAGGCCAUUCAAAGUCUGGAGUGGCGACCGAACCAAUAAGAAGUCCGUGACUGCAGCCACGCUACAUGAGCUCGUGUUUAAGGGGAGAGAGAAGCUGGGACUGGCGAACACAGAGGUGGUGAGGGUGGUGCUGGAAGAAGAUGGAACAGAAGUAGACGAGGAGGACUACUUCACCUUUCUCUCCAACAAUGCAACGUUGCUGAUGUUGCGAACCUCGGAGAAGUGGAGGCCACAGGGAGCAGAGGAGGUGUCUCGUGAUGAAGUGGACACGAUGGACGGGGCCCAGGGAAUGUCUGAGCGGGUCAAACAGCUGGUCAGCGGGCUACAGAGGGAUGUAUCGCGGAUCAUUACAUUUUCCAACGAGGACUUGCAGCAAAUUGUGGACAUAUCGGUGGAGGAGCUGGCUUCACUGCUCCAGGACACGGAGAGUUAUGCCAAGGCUCUGCAAGACUCCUGUAGUCGACACCUGGAUGAGAGACAGCAGGCCGCAGAGGCCAUCGACCUUCUGCGUCUCUACCACAAGGCAAGGCAGCACAGCCCAUAUGUGGAGGCUGGCAAGAAGCGGAAAGUCGAGGACAAGGAAUAGACUUUUUAUCAUGAAUUCAUACUAUCAAUCAUCUCUGCAUUAUUACGGGGGGCCACGGGGGGGCCCAGUUGUCUAAGGUGCCGCAAUUUGCUGUGCAGAGUUGCAUCCCUUAGGCACGCCAGAAACCUAUGAUUGUGGGUUCGAUUCCCGGUUCGCGCCGUUUAUGUUUCUAGGUUUGUCAGCACCAAACCCGUGCUCGUGGGUUUCACCGAAGUGGUAAACGUCUGAUAACUGCAUCACUUCGAGCUUUCCUCCCACAUUAAGCUGACACACCGCGAUAUAACUGGAAUACUGUUAAAAGCGGCGUUAACCCCAACUCACUCACUCACUCUGCGUUAUUACAGAUGUCUUGGUACAUGUGUAGGAUGGGAGUCAACAUUUCAUAUAAUGUGUGCAAGUGAAUAUACUUUAGCAUUAGUUUUCGUUACAAGUUGAAGGAGUAAUGUUUUACUAUUCACAGCAGGACUGACUUUUUAUUCUGUUAAUGUAAACAUUCCAACUGUGAGUUGUGUCCAAAUUAUCAUGUCUGACAAUGGCCACCUUACUCGGAAAUGAAAUCCAACCCAAUACACUUUAGAACAAUAGGGGCACAUGUGGCCCUUGUGUCCAAGACACCACAACUCACUGGCAGAGUUAUGUCCCUUAGGAGUGCUGGAUUCUGUGAUCAUGGGUUAGUACGCUGAUUAUGAUCCUUGGCUUAGCACCAUACCAUGUGGGUUUCACCAAAAUGGUAAAAGUCUGUGACCAUUACAAAUGGUUUCACCAAAGUAGUCAGCGCUCAACCCUUUGGAGUGUACUAGCCUAAACAAGGUCCUUAGCAUCAUUUUCAGUUGAUUUUAGUGUUAUUACAGACCACUAUUAGGUGAGCUUACUGGACCGAAUAGGAUGUUUAAGACUCGGACUUUGGACUGCUUGCUAAAGUCGAAGACUGCCAAAUUGGUAAAAGUCUGUGACUUGCUUCCUUUUUGGCUUCUUCCAGUAUUGAGCUGACACACUGACCUUGUGAACAGCCUGACACUCAACCCACUCAGUGUUGCUAACAUGGAAACCAAAACAUACUCUGCACGUUAUGAUGAGAGCCAGGUUAUUGAUGGUUACCAAGCAACAGUUUUAGGAGUGAAGACAUAGUUGACAUUUCCAUCUUCUUUAUUCUUUCAAUAAGUUUCAUUGCAAUUUUGGAUAAAGUUACAAGCAUCUGAACUGAAACAUUACAUUGAACACUAAGCAGCUGGAAUCCAUAAGUCCACUUCAUUUAUACUGCAGUCUCUAAAGCUCUACUUAGAUGUCAUGUAUUAUUAGGGAGUGAUCAUUUAUCAUGAACCUUCACAGAUCAGUGAGUAAUCAUUUAUCAUGAACUUUCACAGAACUGUGUCAUCAUUUAUCAUGAACUUUCAUAGAAAUGGGUCAUCAUUUAUCAUGCACCUUUAUGGAAAUAUGAGUAAUCAUUUAUCAUGAACCUUCACAGAUCAGUAAGUAAUCAUUUAUCAUGCACCUUCACUAAUCAGUGAGUAAUCAUUUAUCAUGAACCUUCACGGAACAGUAAGUAAUCAUUUAUCAUGAACUUUCACAGAACAGAACAUGUUUAGAAAUAACAUGGAAACUUUUGACACAACCCCUCACUGGUACUAAAGUACUGCAUUACUGAACGUCCUUUUUCUGGUUUACCAAGAUAUGUUUUGUAGAAUGGCAGCAAUUCAAGAUGUUUUACAUGGUACAUGUGUUUUAUUUUUCAUGUCAUGUUAGUGUGUGAAUUGUUUGUUGUUUUGUCCAUUGAUAAGGGUAGUGUCAAUGAAGGCAUUACUUCCCUUGUCACAGUCAGUUUUUAUGAAGGAACAAGUGCCUUUGAUCAGUUCAGUGGCAUCAUUAUCAGUUUAUUAUCAUGCAUUAAGGGAAAGAUGGUACUGUUUUGAGUGUUUAUCUUGUUGAUGUGUUUAAUGGAUACCAUGGGAUCAACAUUAUAAAUGUGUUACAUUAAAUGUAACUUGAUUGUAAUCACCUUAGGAGACAGGAAAAGUGACAUAUUUUGUCAAGUUGCUUUCACUGCACAUCAGAAACAAUCACAUGUAUCACAAACCUCCUAAUCACCAGUGUAGUUUUUAUAAAUGUUAAUGAUUUUGAUAUCUUAUUUAUCUAAUUGAAUAAAUUGUUUUGUAUUUUU